This is a messenger RNA of Lodderomyces elongisporus, 1857 nucleotides long. RefSeq lists its product as uncharacterized. Lineage: Eukaryota; Fungi; Ascomycota; Pichiomycetes; Serinales; Debaryomycetaceae. The record is from RefSeq and is a predicted model, not a curated record. The transcript has a single exon. Bases 1 to 1857 code for a protein of 618 amino acids.
AUGCUGACAUUACCAAUAGAUUUGGUGCUUCACAUUUUCGAUGUGGGAAAUUUAACUAUUUCCGAUGCAUUUGCAUUAUACCAAUCCAAUAGGUUAUUGCGACAAAAACUAUCACACCCAUAUUUCUGGAAUGUGUUGUACAACAAGUUGAUAGCACCGAUAUAUGAGGAUCUUGAAAUACCCACCACCAACACUUUUCCCUCUUUGCAUUCUCUUUCAUCAUCAAAAUCACCAUCGAAAUCACCAUCGAAAUCACCAUCGAAAUCACCAUCGAAAUCAACAUCAAUAUCAUCAUUACUAUCCAAUGCAGACUAUUUCUCGCUUUGUCACUUGCAUUACCGACGGCUCUUGGAGUUGAAACAGAUCAAAUGGACUAAUUUAGCAAAAUAUAACUCAACCAAAGUGAAUACUAUGUCACAACAACUUUUGGCAGAGUUUGGUUUGGAUCCAGAGAAAACUCAAAAGCGAUACCUUAUGGACCAUUCUUAUCUACCGGCACUUUUAAACUUGCACGCACAAGAAGAAAAGAAACUAUUAGCAUUUGUUACGGAUGGGAAUGACUCAACUUUUGAUAUCACAUUGUGCGGCUUAUUGCAGUAUUUGAUCGUAAACCAAUAUUAUCGCAUUGGUUUACAAAGAUUGGAAAAGGUUACAAAGAGAACAUCUUACGAAAGCAUGGCAUUCACAUUGAGUCUUCUUGAUCGAUCUGCAUUUAGAAAAAUAUCUUGUCGAAGAAAGUUUAUUAGGGCAAAGAGGAAAUUGCUUCACAGGAAAGUUAGCACCAUGUUGCUACAUGAAUUUGAUGACAAAAAGAGGACAUCUCUCAGCGAGAUGCGCUACGCUUUUUAUGCUCGCAGUUUCCAGUUGCUACUGAAAAAUUUUAUAAGCUUGAAGAUAUGUCAAGUUACUAGUUUCAAUAGUACGCUGAUAGAAGCAUACGAUGUUCUUAAUUUGUAUGCCGGUUAUGGCUGUGCCGACCAACGACUAUUGCUUGCUGUGAUUUUGGAAAUUAUUCAACUCGAGUGGGAAAGCUUUACAGAUGAAUUUGGUUUAAAGACAAAAAUCAAUGAAGAGAGGUCUACAAAAGAAGAAAACAAACAGCAAGAGCCACAAGAGCCACAAGAGUCGCAAGAGUCGCAAGAGCCGCAAGAGCUGUAUCCUCUGCGUGAGGUUCAACCAACCAUUGUAGCUGGAUUUGCCGUGGUUGAUGAUUGCGUCAUGUCUUUUGGAAAUGGAGAGCCUUUGGUAUUUAAUGCAAAGCAACAUUCUGAAUUCGUGACGAAUCUCAGAUCAUGCAAGAAAUCAAUUUUAAACUGGUUAGUCUAUGAAAAUAAAAAAAGUAAUCUUUCCAAUUAUUUGGUAAAAAAUAGAGGGAAAUUGCCCAAUCCACAUUUAGCGUCAAAAAUGUAUUUGGAAAAGAAUGCAAUUUCAAGGAUACAAGCAAUUUAUGAUAUGGCAAGCUUUCCCUAUGAGCAAUGGAACACGAUUUUGGAGCAGUUUCUGCGCUUUGACUACGACUUUCAUGGAAUCGUGUUAAGCGAACUUAUGGGACAACAAGAGAAACAGUUUGUGCCAAGCGGCGAAAAGGGUCCGUUUUUUGGACAAUUAGUUGAGACACGAUAUUUUCCUGGAAUCAUUACAGGAAUCACUUCGGAUAAGUAUUAUAUAGUAAAGGAUGUUUGCGGAGAUAGCUUACGAGUAUCGUCCAAAUCAUGCACGCCAUGGAAGCCGUACAAAGGAAGAGCGAAAGAGCACAUUUCCAUGAUUUAUUUAUUAAAGCUUGAAGAAUUAUUCGGGCUUGGGUUUAGGAAACUAUUGUUGGAUAGAGAGUUGGCUCAAAUGAGGUUUCUGGAGUAA